This is a messenger RNA of Fusarium odoratissimum NRRL 54006, 543 nucleotides long. RefSeq lists its product as uncharacterized. The record is from RefSeq and is a predicted model, not a curated record. The coding region runs from base 1 to 543 and encodes 180 amino acids. The transcript has 3 exons. Lineage: Eukaryota; Fungi; Ascomycota; Sordariomycetes; Hypocreales; Nectriaceae.
AUGAUCAACAUUUUGAAGAGUACUUUAGAGGAUCUUGAUACUCUUCAAAGGGAAAUCGCAAACUUUAUGGAUUUCUUGAUUAGCAUACAGGACAUUGUGGCUACGGUCAAAGACGGUGAUGACCGUGUCUUAAUAAAAGACCUUACCGCGAAAGACAUUGACGACAUGAACGACGACCCACAGUUAAAGAAAGACUAUCUUCGAGAUGUUUCCCUCAUGAAGGAGAGACUUUCCAUCGCAUCCAGGGCAACAGAACUAUACAAUGAGCUAUCGGAUAAGUUCUUAGUUCCUGCCAUCGACUGGGUGGGGAGAUUGUCCACUCUCAACUUAUCUGAUGAGGCUUAUGGAAAAAUGAAGCUUCAAAUCAAUGCUAAACGAUCAGAGUUGUCCGAAGGAGCUAAGCAGUUGAUUAUGAAGCGUGUUGAUGAAAUUGGCAUUGCACUUAAGGUCCACGAUCCUCAGUCGACUGCGGUGCCCCAGGCAAAUGUGACUGAAGUUGUGGAGGACACGUCAGAGGAGUUCGAGGAGCUUGUUAACGCCUGA